CUAGGAUCAUCUUGAGUGAACAAAGUAAGACGUGUAUGCGUUGAGCACACAUAAAACGAGGAGAUAAGAAUAACUCUAAAUUGCAAGUGCAAAAUGUGUCAUGCUUUACUAAAAAUGUGUAGCAGCUCGUUGUCCGCUACGAUGUAAAAACGAAGCCCACGACACCGACUCGCAUUCGUCCUGCGCCUGCUGCUCGACUUGGGACUGCAGAAAAUAUGAUUUUCUGCAGAAGAAAAUUGCCCGCUGCAAGAUCUAGUUCUUGCUUGAAGAUUUCUCUUCCGUGCUGCUACUUGGCACUUUGCCUGCAAGAACUACUUCAACUUUCAAAGGCUGUAACUGCUGUGGUCAACGGCGAUUUACCCGCCGCUGGCGACGGCGAUCGGCGACUACGUGGUGAGAAUAAGCGCACGAAGAGAAGAAAAAAAAGUGAAGAAAACAGCGGAAGUAUCGAUACUGAAAAUGAUGAUCACGACGCACGAGGACCAGCCGGUGCUGCUGAAGCAGGCGACGAAGAGGGCAUUAAAGAGACCAGCCCGCCUAGUGCUGCUAGUACACAUGAUAUCAUGCUCGAUCCUCGACCAUCCGGAGGGGGAGAGGUUCAUCCCUCAUCACCCUCCCAGGCCUUUCUUGCCGUCGCGGAAAAGGAAAAUGAAUCGAGACAGAAAGAACGGCAAGGGGAAGAACCAUGCUGCUAUGACGAGGAGGAGAAGGAGGUUCCCGUACCGGCAGAUAUCCCACAGAAAGGCACUAGUACUUACACAUACAAGGACCAGGUGGUAAAUUAGAAUAAACAGGUGCUGCUGUGUGUAUGACUCGUGUGUGUCGCUAAGGGUAUGGCGAAAUGGUGGUGUAGGUUGUGUGCUUUUCCUUUUCAUUUUUUGUAUGUUAGUAGGCGGAGAUGAUGGGGAUCAAGAUGAUGAUUCUGGUGCUGUGCCUCCUCCUCCCGAACCAGGUACGAGUACGACGCCGCCGCCGCAGCCGUAUAGUAGUACGGAGCAGCCACAUCCACUUCCGCCGCAGCCAAACACAACUGCGAAGCCGGUGACAACGAGUAGUCCGGCAACCACAUCGACGACCUCAAGUUCCACCUCGCCCGGUGGUUUGACGACGCCAGUAGACUGCGAUCCCGCGAAGCACUGCCCCCCACUUCACGUCGACGGGCCGCUGAUUAAAGACGCCAACGACAAGAUCAUUUACCUCAAGGGGAGUAAUUGGAAUACGCACGGGAAAUUGGGGACGGAAGCGUUUCUCCGGUACUACUCCAUGGACCAUGUCCUCGACCAGUUUCGCGCCUGGGGCUUGAACCACGUGCGGCUGGGGUACUCGCGGGACCAGAUCUUCCACUCCGCAGAAAACCUGAAAAUCUGCCGGUCGGAACAAGAUUUGCGGGAUGCUUUACCGACAACCAUCGGCGGAAAUGACGCGCUGUUCGAGAAGUGCAAGCCGCCGGGUACCGCAGAACUCGCACAGGCGGACGCGGAAACGAACAACAAAUACGAGCUUUGGAUGUUUGACUACGUGAAUAGCAUGUCGACGGAGAACAAACAAAAGCUGAUCGGCUGGAACGAGUUGCCCGCGAGCGAAAAUCGAUUGAAGUCCAUCGCCAAAUACGAGGAAAUUUUCGGAAAAGCGCCGCUGCCCCUGUGCCUGCUGGAUGAGAUGGUGAGGCAACACCUACAAGCUCAGAAAUUUGUCAUGCUGAGCCAGCAUUUGUAG
Amoebophrya sp. A120 is the source of this 1716-nucleotide messenger RNA. NCBI's taxonomy places the organism in Eukaryota, Dinophyceae, Syndiniales, Amoebophryaceae. The record is from the annotation of a GenBank genome assembly.